GGCCACCCGGGACGUUUCCUCGCUCUGCGCUGAUUGGACCGUUGGAAGCGGCUCACUGGUGACAGCUUUGGAUUCUCGCGCUGCGCGUGCCCGGCGUCUGGGCGGUCUUGGAAGCGCGCGGCACGCGGCGGGUGGGAGUGUUUCCUGUUCCCAGCAUCCUUCGCGCGGCCUGUAUUCCUUCCUGUCCCCCCCCCACCCCCUGCAGCGGCUGACUCGGUAAAAUGGCGGCUGUGAGCCUGCGACACGGAGACCUGGUCUGGGGAAAACUGGGCCGGUAUCCUCCAUGGCCUGGAAAGAUUGUUAAUUCACCUAAAGAUUUGAAGAAACCACGAGGCAAGAAAUGCUUGUUUGUGAAGUUUUUUGGAACAGAAGACCAUGCUUGGAUAAAGGUUGAGCAGCUGAAGCCGUACCAUCCCCACAAGGAGGAAAUGACCAAAGCCAACAAGGGCAAGCGUUUCCAGCAGGCUGUGGAUGCUGUGGAGGAGUACCUGAAAAAGGUCAAAGCAAAGGAACAGAGCAAUGAAGAGAAAGGUAAAGGAACCGGUGUCAAGAAAGAGGGAAAGAACAAGAAAACCAGCACAGAACGGAAGAGGAAGUCCACAGAUUCCAGCUCUCACACACCGCAGAAAAAGUCCCGUGAACAGAGCCCACGCAAGCGCGGACGGCCCCCCAAGGAAGACAAGGACUCUGCGGUUCCUCAGCCCAGCACCUUGAAGAAGCUGGCUAUGAAAACGGUGUCUCGGUUCAGCUGGCCUCCACCAUCCAGCGAGCGAUCCAAGGAUGACCCUCACUUCCACCACUUCCUGCUCAGCCAGACCGAGAAGGAAGAAAUGCCAGGUGAUAGCUGGCUGGUUCAUGGUCACAGAACUCUCGGCACAGAAAUGAUUCUCAAAAAACCCAGUGUCACAUACCAGGCAAUCAGCAAGCGGCUCAAAGUUUCUGAAGAGGAUACCGGCUCUACGUCGAUUCAGGCAGCAGACAGCACAGCGAUUAAUGGAAACAUCACACCUACAGACAAAAAGAUUGGUUUCCUUGGCUUGGGGCUAAUGGGAAGCGGAAUAGUCUCCAACUUGCUGAAAAUGGGGCACACAGUAACUGUGUGGAAUAGGACAGCAGAGAAGAAAACCGUUGGAGGAAUUCACAGUGAAGUGUGGGAUCAAGAUGAAAGGACAAAGUGUGACUUGUUCAUCCAAGAGGGGGCUAAUUUGGGAAGAACUCCGGCUGAGGUGGUCUCUACCUGUGACAUCACGUUUGCCUGCGUGGCAGAUCCCAAAGCGGCCAAAGAUUUGGUGUUGGGACCCAGUGGCGUGCUGCAGGGGAUCCGUCCAGGAAAGUGUUACGUGGAUAUGUCGACCGUAGACCCAGAAACUGUGGCUGAAGUAGCUCAGGUGAUUGUGUCUCGAGGUGGGAGGUUCUUGGAGGCUCCUGUGUCCGGCAAUCAGCAGUUAUCCAAUGAUGGUAUGCUGGUAAUCCUGGCAGCCGGUGAUCAAGGUGUUUAUGAAGACUGCAGCAGCUGCUUCCAGGCCAUGGGCAAAGCAUCCUUCUUUCUAGGUGAAGUGGGCAAUGCGGCAAGGAUGAUGCUAAUCCUCAAUAUGGUGCAGGGCAGUUUCAUGGCGACGAUAGCUGAGGGCAUGACCUUAGCCCAAGUGACUGGCCAAUCCCAGCAGACCCUGCUGGACAUCCUGAAUCAAGGCCAGCUCGCAAGCAUCUUUCUGGACCAAAAGUGCCAAAACAUCCUACAGGGGAACUUCAAACCAGACUUCUAUUUGAAGUAUAUCCAGAAAGAUUUAAGGUUAGCGAUUGCUCUCGGCGAUUCCGUUAACCAUCCAACCCCGAUGGCGGCCGCGGCAAACGAGGUCUACAAGAGGGCAAAAGCAUUGGACCAAUCAGACAAUGAUAUGUCUGCUGUGUACCGGGCUUACAUCCAUUAGACCCUCGGUGGCAUCUUCUGAGGAUUAUAUCGCUACCUUGUUUUUAACACCUCAUCAGUCCAUCCUUGACUCCUUUUGUUAUCCUUUAUUUUAAUUUUUUUUUUUUUUUUUUCCUGACUUCUACACCACAAGCCAAAUUCUUGUGAACUGUCUACACAUCGACUUCUUUCCGGGGAGGCCUGUGGGAGAAGAAGUGGGCGCUGGACUUUCUCCAGCCUUGCACUAAAGGCGACUGCUCAUCGAGAGCUUUCAGUCCUUUUCAUUUCCUCUCUUUACUGCCCACACCAUGAAUCCCAUCUCCUGGCUUCGUCACAGCAACGCUCAGAACGUAGAAUUUAAACAGAUUUCAGUGCAUGCACAUCUCGAGGUUCUCACCACAUCUUGGUUCAAGGACAUAUGAACGUUGACUUGCAGACACCAGCAUCCUGGUUUUGACAAGUGUGUGUGUCCUCCAGAUGACUACUUUUAUUGGAAGAACCCCUCCCUAGUUGUACAGUACCCAAUAAUAUACUCUUUGCUUCCCUCCCCACAUUUCACUCACCCUAAAGUGUGUCAAAUGAAAACAAUUAAAUACUGGGCUACCUUUUCUGAUCACCUAUGUAUUGUUGCUCUGCACCCCCUUAUCACCACUCCCCUGCCCCCCCCCCCCCCCCCUCCAAAAAAAAAUUAAAAUGAACCUGAAGUUUUGCCUUUAUAAACCGUUUGUAGAACAGGUAUUUGGUUAAUCUAGCUCCUUGUAGUAACAAAAAAGAAACAGUCGUUGAUUCUUACACCAACCUUAAGUGGAUGCCCUUUGUUUUUGUUUCAUAUUUUUUUAAGAGGAGCCAGGGGUGUGUAUAUCUUCAGAUUUGCAGCAAGGAAAGUUGCCUUCUCUGAAACGUAGGUGACACAGUGUUUGGUCCUUUACAAAGUAUGCAGUGAAUACAUGUUGACCUUCACAGUCUCCAUCACUUCACAAGCAUGUUUGUCAGUGUUCACAAUGACAUUUCCCUUAAAAGGCGUAGUUUAUCUUGUUUUAUUUACACACCCUACACUUUCCAUAUGAUGUAAUGGAUAUUCGCUAGGCCCACCAUCACAUAUAUAUUCCUCGUGUAAAUUCUUCACCAUAAAUGUGGAUAGAUGUCGCUUUGAUAGCAAGUCCUUCCUAAAGUGAUAUGCACUUCCGGCUCUGAAACCAGGCUACUAACGAGCUGCACAUAAGACCAGUUAAAUGGAGCUUCCGUUUGGUUUUUUGUGACAUCUUUGCCCCCAAACUCUGCAGUUCCCACCACCAUGUGCUAUGGCCGUUCAUUUUCAAUGGCAGCUAUCUCCUCUUCCACUCUGAAAACAGCUGUUUGGCAACAAAAUAGCCUUUAUUUCUUUUUAAUAUCCUUAUUUAUUUUUUAUUAGAUUUUAUUGUGCAUUUUAAAUAGGUUUGUUUUUCGUUUAAGUGCUUUUAGUGAAAAGAAGUGCUUUCUUUAAUGUUUUGUGCAACUGUUUUCCGAUAAGCUAUAUAUAACGGCUCAUAGGCAAGGCUAAUGUAAUUAUAGCUCAAUGUGUGCAACCAUUCAUUUACGUUCAUGCUCAGAUAACGCAUUCAUUCUUGGCUUAGCAGCCCCUUCAGGACCAAGGUUAGGCAGACCUACUGAUGUAAUUGUGGUCUCAGAGGGGUUACACAUGGUUAAGGCAUUUGAUGGAUUUGGCAAUGUUGGGUAAUUUUAGGGCAGCGCUGGUGAACUUUUCCAUUUUUAAAGCAGCGGCCUACAUUUCCAUUUCAUGCACUGCCAACUAGAAGAUUGGCAAGGCAUUGUGGGAGAUGAAGUACACAGAGUUUGGAAAGACUGACCUUGACUACCUUUGAUGUUCAGGCCAAUACAGCAAUCCUUGCCUAGAAUGAACCGUAAACAUGAAGUCUGUUUAUAAACCGGUCAGUGUCUGCUUGAACACCUCUCCUCCCAGCAUUGUCAACAAAGGGUGGCUUGAUCCAGGUUCAACCAGUCCCUUUCGCUGAAAGAUGAUUUAAUUUUAGUAUGUUUUAGAGCCAUUGAUUUUUACGAACGACUUGAUACAGCUGGAACACAUUGGCACCUCUGGACCUCUAGUGAACACUGAGAAGUUGUUGGUCUUCUAGUUACAGGUUUUGAUGUGUAUAAGAAAUGCUAAAUACAUAAAAUUGCAUUUGAAAAAUCAGCUGGUGCCCAAACACAAGACCUUGUCAGAUAACAGACUGGUUCGUUAUAAAAUCUAGUGGAAUCUGACCUGUAGAUAACUAAUUACAUGUGCCGUUUGUUACCCUGCAAAAAUAAAAAGAUCUUUGGCUUAAAAUGUUUUAAAUACUACAAAUUUAUUAGGCAAGACUAAAAAGCAAUACUUAUUGGGGGUUUAAAUACUUCUACGAACAGUUCGUUCGUGUACCAACUGCAGUGAUUUACUUUAGUACAGGAUUUAACCAGGAAGGUGUUUUUUCGCUGAGAUACGGGAAUGUGUGUAUCAAUGCAAUUAGCCAAAAAUACAGGUGACCAGAAAAGAAUGCUCCGGCCUUGGCAACCCAACCUUGAUUUGCUCAGUGCGUCUGAAAAGAUAUUCAUUGCUGUAUUGUGGAAAGUGUUAAACAUUCGCUCAUACAGAUUUUUAUUGUUUUGCUUGUUUAAUAUAUUAUAUUUUUCAUACUUUUUUUUUUGAUGAUUAUCUGUUUUACCCAUGAUUUCCAAACACACGCAGAGUCCUCUUAGUCUCUCUCCAUACGCUUUCCUGCUGAUCCAGUUGCAAUUUACUGAAUAACAAAGUUUUGAAUUC
Molecule: messenger RNA, 4706 nt
Organism: Pelobates fuscus (common spadefoot toad)
Lineage: Eukaryota; Metazoa; Chordata; Amphibia; Anura; Pelobatidae
Gene: GLYR1
Product: glyoxylate reductase 1 homolog
Exons: 18
Coding region: 222-1931 (569 amino acids)
Molecular function (GO): NADP binding; NAD binding; oxidoreductase activity
Source: RefSeq, a predicted model, not a curated record